AUGGACUCAACUCUGGGACUCAACUCAAGAGAAGAGCAGGGACAUGGAGGAGGAGGAGGAGGUGAAAGAGGCAAACAUCCACCCCAUUUGAAGGGUCGAGAAAUAGGACUGUGGUAUGCCAAAUGGGGUGGAAUCAAAAGAUCCGAGGCAGAGAGGAAAUCUAGGGCUGUUGUUCAGAUGGAUGAACAAGAGCAGCACAUUACUUGGCUGCUAAACUCUGUCCAGAUCCAGAGAGACACAGGCAGAGAUGCUCACCCCUCUACAUCUCAGAGCUGGAGGGUGAAGGAGGAGCCCAGUGGCCACAGUUACUUUGAUGGAGAUGAUCCUCCAGAACCUCAGAACAUUGUAAAAGUGCCAAAAAUUGAGCCUAAAGAGGAGAAACGGGAGAAUGAGGAUGAGUCAGGAGCAAGUGUAAAAGAGGAACUUAAUGAGACUGACCUGGAGUACUUAUUCCAAGAUGUUGGGCGGAUACCCUCCCUGGAUGAGGAGGUCAAGAAAGAUCAGAAGAAGAAAAACGAUAAUGCUAGAUACCUUGAUAUGCUGAAAUUCAGAGAGAAGCUGCCUUCCUAUGGGAUGAGAGAGGAGCUGGUUAGGCUAAUCAGUGCUAACCAGGUACUGGUAAUCAGUGGAGAGACUGGCUGUGGGAAGACCACCCAGGUUACUCAAUUAAUCCUUGAUGACUUCAUUGAGAGGGGCAUGGGCUCUCUCUGCAGGGUGGUUUGCACACAGCCAAGGCGUAUCAGUGCCAUAUCUGUUGCAGAACGGGCAGAGUCUGUGGGAGAGGGGAAGUCCUGCGGGUAUCAGAUCCGUCUGCAGAGUCGGUUACCACGGAAACAAGGCUCAGUGUUGUAUUGUACUACAGGCAUUAUUCUUCAGUGGCUGCGCUCAGAUCCAUAUCUUUCAAGCAUAAGUCAUCUGGUCCUGGAUGAAAUUUAUGAGAGUCUUCAGUCUGAUGUUCUUCUCACCAUCGUGAAGGACCCGUUUACUGCUCGAGAGGACCUAAAAGUAGUCCUCAUGAGUGCCAUGCUUAACACUGAGAAAUUCAGCAAAUAUUUCAAUAAUUGUUCCAUGAUCCAUAUUCCUGGAUACACAUACCCAGUGAAAGAGUACUUACUGGAGGAUGUGGUGGAAUUGCUUAAGUUAGAGCUACAACAUCAGGACCGCAUACCUCACUAUAGGAGAGGAUUUAUGCACGUCCAGAAUGUACGGCCAGAGAAAGAACAGAAGGAGGCUGAAUACUGCGAGAGCUGGCCCUGCUUCGCCCGCACACUCAGAGACCGUCAGUACUCAGACAGCACCACUGAUGCGCUGGAGAUGAUGGAUGAUGAUGACAAGACGGAGCUUAUCAUAGCAUUGAUCAGACACAUCGUGAUGAAAGAGGAUUUGAGUGCGAUUCUAGUGUUUCUUCCUGGAUGGGACAACAUCAGCACCCUGAAUGAUAUUCUCAUGGCUGACCAGAUGUUUAAGUCAGAUAGAUAUCGGUUUAUCAUCAUCCCCCUCCACUCUUUGAUGCCCACAGUGUCUCAGACUCAGGUAAGUCUUCUCUCUCCCCUCCGGUGUUUCAAAAAGCCGCCCCCGGGAGUGCGCAAGAUCAUGAUCGCUACCAACAUUGCAGAAACCAG
Messenger RNA from Sinocyclocheilus grahami, 1622 nucleotides. Its product is annotated as ATP-dependent RNA helicase DHX36-like. The record is from RefSeq and is a predicted model, not a curated record. Gene Ontology annotation, molecular function: G-quadruplex DNA binding; DNA helicase activity; ATP binding. Lineage: Eukaryota; Metazoa; Chordata; Actinopteri; Cypriniformes; Cyprinidae. Gene Ontology annotation, cellular component: intracellular anatomical structure; cytoplasm; nucleus.